UUUGCAAAAAUGUGGCUCAAUUGAUUCAAACGAGCUAAGUGACCGGAAGAGGGUGUCAGUCAGUUGUUGAGGUUAAACGCAGAGCGAUCUAUUUAAGAAGAUGGAAAUUUGUGAAGAUACCGGAUUUUUUCACGAAGAUUAUGAAAAGUUCCGGAGUGCUAUCAGUGCUAGUGAAUUUCAUAAGUUUUCCCUUUUGGAAAACGAUGAACAAAGAGUACUGUUUGUACAUGAGAUCAUUGAGGACCGUUUUGGAGGAAUUCUAUGGAAACCUGUUCGUGGAACAGGUAUCGGAAAAGAUUUCGCCAAAGCAUUGGAGAGCAAGGUGCUGGGAAAUAUGGAAUUUCAGUGCAAAAGAUGGCAAGAUGCGUUGCAGUGCUACAAUGACGCAUUUUUGUUGUUGCCAUCGGAAAAUGAUGCAGAGAAAGCCGUAAUCCUUGCCAACCGGUCAGCAGUUCUUUUCCAUCUCAACAAAUAUGAUCUAGCUCUGCGUGACAUCGAAUAUUCUAUUCAGUUGAACUAUCCUGAAAACAUGCGUUAUAAGUUAAUGGAACGGAAAGCUCGCUGUUAUCUUGAAAUGGCGGAUCUUCCGUCGUCACUUGAAUGCUAUAGAGAAACAUUCGCCGCUCUACACCAGUCUAGUCUUAGUGAGGAUCAGCGCUAUGCACGGAUGAAUGAAAUGCAAAUGAUAAUUGAUCGCCUUGAUGCGCAAAUUACCAAUCGGGAAAAGUUUAUCCAACCCGUGAAUAACACCGUGGCGGAACUGUUUGUGCCUUAUGUUGAUAAUUCACUGUAUAUUGAUUACACUGAAUCCGAGGGACGAUUCGCUCGAACUAAGCACAAUCUAGCACCCAACUGCGUCCUGCUGAAAGAAUCACCCCAUGCUUCGGUAGCAAUGAAUAACUGUAGCUCAACUCACUGUGAUCGUUGCUGUGGUCGUGUUGAAGUUCUGUUCGGCUGCCCUGACUGCGUUGAUGUGGUUUACUGCUCCGAAGCAUGCCAAAAGCAAGCCUAUUCAGGCUAUCAUAGAUUCGAAUGUGGUUUUCUGCCGUUUCUGAGAAACUCUGGAGCGAAUGUAGUUUGUAUGCUGUCCCUGAGGAUUGCCUCACAAAAGUCGGAGGAUUAUUUCUAUAAACUGCGAGAUGAGCUGGAUAAGCUGAAGAGUGACUUUGUAGACAGUUUGCCAUUUGACGAUUACCGUAAGGUGUACAAUUAUGUAACUCAUGCAAAGCAUAGGACUGCCGAAGAUUAUUUAAAAUGGACGUUGAUGGCAGCAUUACUUCACACAAUUCUAGUCCUCGCUGGAUUCUGCAAAUCAAAAUCAUUAGACGGAUUCCUGGGAAAGAUACUGCUGCACAAUUUGCAAAUCGUGACGUAUAACUCUCACGAAAUCUCCGAACUGCACCGUCGGAAAAGUCAAGAUCCUGGCUAUUCGGUUUGUAUUGGGGCCGGUUUGUAUCCAACAUUGGUUCUAUUCAAUCAUUCUUGUGAUCCGGGCAUAACCAGAUACUUUGUGAACAAUGCCGUUUAUGUUCGCACAAUCAAGAACAUUCCAGCCGGAUCGGUGGUGGCGGAAAACUAUGGACAGCUGUAUACAAGAGCAGCACGUGUCGAGAGACGAAAACUGUUGGCAGAGAACUACAAAUUUGACUGCAACUGCCAGGCUUGUGAAGAAUAUUGGCUAACUGUUAGUGCUAUGAACCCUAUGAAGGUUCAAUUUAAGUGUACGGCAAUUGAAGGCUGUCACAAUGGACUGAUGUUUAAGAAAAACUCUUUGGAAAGCGAGAUGAUAUGUAGCAAAUGUGGUGGAUCCACUGAUGUCGACACCAGUUUUGACUUACUUAAGAAAGCGAAUGUAUCAAAACGUUACAAAGAUGCAACUCGACUAUAUGCGCAAGGGAAAUACGAGAAGGCUCUUACCAUAUAUGCUGCUAUUAUCAUUUCGUUGGACGAGAUAUUGGUUCCACCUUACAUGGAGUAUCAUCUUUGUCAACAAGGAAUUCGGAGAUGUACUCUAGAACUAGGUAAUAGGUAUAUAGAUCGGAAAUGUGCUCUAUAAAGUUGUGAUUUCAAUCUU
Molecule: messenger RNA, 2074 nt
Organism: Ochlerotatus camptorhynchus
Lineage: Eukaryota; Metazoa; Arthropoda; Insecta; Diptera; Culicidae
Product: SET and MYND domain-containing protein 4-like
Exons: 6
Coding region: 101-2056 (651 amino acids)
Biological process (GO): compound eye photoreceptor development
Cellular component (GO): nucleus; cytoplasm
Molecular function (GO): histone deacetylase binding
Source: RefSeq, a predicted model, not a curated record